CCUCCAUCCUUCACCUUGUCGAGGAGGAGCUCGUUGACAAGAACUACAGACUUGUAGCAUAUAAAUGAGAAAUUUUUAGAAAAAAAAAAAAAGAAUUUAACUUCAAUUGAAGAAACCUUCAUUUGAACAGCAGGCUGAACGGACAGCAUUUGCGGCGUUUGUUUACAAACUGACAGUACUUCGUAACGAUAUGAUGAACGGCGGCAGAAGAAAAACUGUUGAUGUAUGGAUCGAUUGCGACCCUGGACACGACGAUGUCGUUGCUUUGAUGGUUGCUGCUUGUGCGGACCAUUGUAACAUUCUAGGUUUGAGCACCGUGCACGGGAACACGGUUGUUGAAAAUGCAACUCAGAAUGCUCUUUCAGUGAUGGAGCUGUUAAAAAAAGAUGUUGAUGUUCAUUCAGGAGCUUCGAAACCUUUGAUGAGACCGUCUAAGCUUGCAACCCAUAUACACGGUGUGAAUGGACUGGCAGGCAUCGCUCUUUUACCAGAUCAACCCCGGAAACGGGCUUCUCCUGAUGCAGUUGUAGCCAUGUAUCAAGCUAUUUCUCAGAAUCCUAUUCCGGUAACUCUUGUCGCGACAGGCCCUCUGACGAACAUCGCUUUAAUGUUGGCCACUUACCCUACAGUUUCCGAAAAUAUUGAACGACUCGUUUUCAUGGGUGGGAGUACGGGGAUUGGAAAUAUUACUUCACAAGCUGAAUUCAACAUGUUUGCUGACCCCGAGGCUGCCAAACUAGUCCUUGAAACUACUUCACUCUCCGGAAAACUUUAUAUGGUUCCAUUAGAUGUAACGCACAGCGUUCUAAUGGAUUCCGCAAUCAUGGAAAAAUUACGGCAACAUGGAAGUCCCAUCAGUAAUACCCUAGUCGAACUUAUGACCGUUUUCCAAGCCACUUAUGAAACUGUUUAUGGAUUCAAAAAUGGUGUUCCCGUACACGAUGCCUGUGCUAUGGUUUACGCAUUGUGGCCCGAAAUUAUGUCUUCAAGAAUCAUGUAUGUUACCGUCAGCAUCGACCAGCUGACUCUUGGCCGUACUGUCUGUGAUGUAUGGUCGCAACAAACUCAGAUGCUUCCAAACGUUCAUGUUGUCCUUAGUGCUGAUGUUGUUGCUUUUUGGAAUUUAUUUAUGCAAGUUGUUGAAAAGCUUAACACAUUGUGAUUUGGUGAAGCGUUGUAUUUUAUGAUGAAACAUGCUUCCGUUACUUUUAGCAGAAAUGCUCUUCUUUCGUAAUAUUACGCACAGUGUUUUUACAGGAAACAAUAAUAAGGAUUUUCUGACUUUGUUGUAUAGAGUUGCUCUUCAUAUUUCUCUAUGCAACCUUUUUCCGAAGUUUUUACGACAACUUUUUUGAAGAUUAUCUUUCAUUCAACUGACAGUCAUCAUCUUUUCGUAGGGAUUACAUUGCUAUCAUUUUAACUAUUAUGAUUAUUCGUCGUCUAAAUUUACCAUUGCAUAACCUCCUUUUAAUGAGAAUUCCUAUCGUUAUUAAAUGCAAAUAAGAAACAAAACCUGUAGCCAACUCCAAUACUGAGAGCAAAAUUAAAUAGUAUAGUCUUAGCAUAUAAAGCCUAAAAAAGAGCAAAAC
Messenger RNA from Schizosaccharomyces cryophilus OY26, 1589 nucleotides. RefSeq names its product uridine ribohydrolase. Gene Ontology annotation, molecular function: purine nucleosidase activity. Gene Ontology annotation, biological process: purine nucleoside catabolic process. The record is from RefSeq and is a predicted model, not a curated record. The transcript has a single exon. Lineage: Eukaryota; Fungi; Ascomycota; Schizosaccharomycetes; Schizosaccharomycetales; Schizosaccharomycetaceae. Gene Ontology annotation, cellular component: cytosol. Bases 191 to 1162 code for a protein of 323 amino acids.